This is a messenger RNA of Drosophila eugracilis, 8547 nucleotides long. RefSeq names its product innexin shaking-B (gene shakB). Lineage: Eukaryota; Metazoa; Arthropoda; Insecta; Diptera; Drosophilidae. Gene Ontology annotation, cellular component: gap junction; plasma membrane. Gene Ontology annotation, molecular function: gap junction channel activity. The record is from RefSeq and is a predicted model, not a curated record. The transcript is spliced from 11 exons. Bases 3095 to 4228 code for a protein of 377 amino acids.
CCGCGUGUUCGCACACGUUCACGGGUCUGCGUUUUGAUUUUGUCUUCUCAGAUUCUCAUAUUCUCCACCUGCCACACAGUCACAUCCAAAUCCAUUCAAAUUCUCCACAACUCUCUUCUUGCGGCUUUUUUUUAUUUGUCAGCCGAAACACCGUUAUUGCACCGCGUGUGUGUGAGCCAGUGUGUGUGCGUGUGUGUAAAGGAUUCGAGAAGCUAUACUUGGGAUUACUAGUUUCUUAGGCUACUUUCGAGUUUAACCGACGAGUUUAGCAGGCAUUUCAGGAAGUUCCAAAGUGAUUUCCUUUUUGAUUUUUGUUUAAGGAUUUUUAUAAGAUUGCAAAAUGAAUUUUUAAAGAGAUUUAAGCAAAGUUUUUGGUUUUCCAAGAUCAGGCUUCGUUACCAAAUAUUUUAACAUACAUUUUGUUGUAAUUUUUGAGAGUUUGUUAAGAAGUUCUUCGAAGAAUAUUUAAAGUAUGAAAAACGAGUUUUUUAACUUGAAGUUUGUUGCCAAAGGUCAUUUUUAGAAAAAAUUAAAGUAAACUAUUAAAAAUAUUAAACUAAAAUCCAGUUUUUUAUGUUAACUUUCACAUCCUUGAAGCUUUGUUAAAAAAUUGGGUAAAUAGAUAAAUUAAAUAUAAAAAUUGCAAAUUUGUUCCUUAAGAAAACGUGAGCUUAUAGAACGGAUAGAAGGAUAGCCUGUUCACUUCAAGCCAAUAAAAUUAUUAUAUUCGAAAUUUUUCUUAUAUAUUAAGUUCAAAUUAAAAUUUUAAAAAUAAAUAUAUUUACAAGGAUAACGUAACUUCUUUGCCUUUAGACACAGAAAUUCAAAUAUUUUAUUUUAAACUUCAUAAAUAAGGGAGAAAAUAGGAACAAACAUCAGAUAAAUAUCCAUUAAAUAUUUUUCAAAACAGUGAUUAACAACGUUUUUUAAUACCAAUUAAAAUUAUUUUAAAAAUGAUUUUAACUUUAAAAGUUAAUUUGCAAAAAAAGUUAAAAAAUUAAAAAAACGUAAUUUCGAAAUUUCGCAUUUUGGCUAAGUUUGAGGGCAAUGCAGUUUGUAGAGAACCGAAACUCUCCAAAAGUUGCAACUCCGCAGGGCCGACGGUAACUCUCUCGCUGCCGGCGCCGCUGUCGGUUUCGCUGCCGCCGUCAACGACGUCCGAGCGGGCAGAGCAGAGCAGAACCGAAACAGAAACAGAGUCAGAGUCAGAAACAGAAACAGAAUCAGAAACAGAAGAAGAAAAGUCGACAAGAGGAGUCGUGUCGAGAUCGAAGUGCCGAACGGAACGGAACGGAACGAACGGAGCUGAACGGAAGUGCAGUGCAAAGCGGAAACGGAAGCUGGAGCAGUAUUCCCACUUAGUGCUUGGCACGCACACACGCCAGUUCGCUCACACACACUCGCACACACUCUGUCGAGCGGUCGAACACGCACGCACACACUCACGUGCGUUUGGCGGGGUUACCCAUUAUAUUGUUUCUUAAUUUCUCUGCAUUUACAACGCGUGCAAGCGACCGACUUUUUUUUGCAAAUUUUUUUUAACGUGCUCUCUUUCCAUAUAUAUAUAUCUAUAUAUAAAAAAAUACGAAAUAAAAACAAAUAUAUAAAAUACAAAAUAAUUAAAAAAAAAAAAAUAAAAUAAAAAACAACCCCCACAGCAGCGAGAACAACAACGUGCGGUGUUGUGAGCUUGCGGCAAAAAUCAAAUGAAAGUCCAACCGCAAAGUAAAGUAAAGCGAAAUUCGACAAAAGUGGCAACAUGCAGUGCGUGUGCAUAGAAAAACCAGAUAUACAGCGGCCACAGGGUAAAGUACUUUGGACAAGUGAAAAAUCCCCCAAACGUCAGUGAAAAUCGAAGGAGAAACCAACACGGCAUACGCAGAGAAAAUCGCUGGAAAACCGAACAAAAUGUUUGGCAGCCAAACCGGCUGCCUUUGAGGCUGAGUGAGUGGCUCAAGCACGAAGACCUUUUUUAAGACAAAAGCCCAGAGAAACUAAAGCUAAAAACUUUCGAAUUAUUACGAGAAUCUUCUACAUUUGAAAUAUUUUCAAAUUCAGAUUUAAACCACUUUAUUCUUAAUAAACUAAUUGAUAAUUAAUUACAUAAUAGUAAACAAAGCUCAAAUAGACUGAAAUAGAGUCCAAAUAUAUUACGAAAGUAAAUGCAAUUAAUUCAACAUAUCAUAUAAAUUAAUUAGAACAAAUUGCAUUUAAGUUAUAAACAAAGCAAAACCAAACAGCCGUAAAGUAAUUACACAAACCAGAGGCCAGCGAAACCGAAAACUGAAAACCGAAAACUGAAAACCGAAAACCGAAAACCAAAUGGACAAAAGUCAAAACUAAAGCCGGAAAACAGCGAGAAUUAAGUGAGAGAAGAAACAAAACCAACAAAAAGUGGAGAUCAAAGUGCAAGAGAGUGUGUGGUGGCUCCAUCGCGAAGAACCAAUAACCAAUCUAACACCGUAUACUCAAUAAUUCAAUUAAAUUCUAUUCUAAUUCGCCGUUUAGUUCGCGUUUCAAUUAACCCCAAUAAAUUAUAAUGUUUAGUCCAACAGCCAAGAGAACGGCGACGUAAAUGGAUCAUCAUCAAUCGUAGAGGCGGCCGAAAAGAAAUCAAGAUCGUCAAGUGUCUAUGAGGACAGCUGAAAGUAUAUUGUUUUUUUUUUGGGGGCGUGGCUCCAACUGCCCCACGCCAAGGUACGCCCACAGGAGCAAGUGAGACAACAGAAGGCAGGGCAACAGAGAGGGCAACACAGAUGUGCGAGCGGCGGUGAGUGAGCGGACUGGGAUUCCGGAUUCCAGGGGGGCUGAGAAGGUGGUGAAGGCGCAGAAGGACGCAGGACGAAGGCCAUGGAUUGGACCCGGUGGCAAAUGGCCAGAGAAAGAGCUGGCAACCCUGGACAAGUCAGGAACAACCCUGGGCACAAGGAUUGCGAUCGCGAGACCCGAUUGGAGUGGUUGCCCAUUUGAUUCGUUGCGGCUUCACACGGUUCUAUCACGCAAACUAAAGCCACAUCUUGUUGCCGACACCGUUAAGCAGUAUAUAAGUCGGGCCCAACGCACAACCAAAAAGGGUUCUCAAGAGCAGCAAAAUAUGGAGUUUUUACGCGGCGUCUAUGCGUUUAUGCAAGUGAGUAGAUCAUCGGUGUCUCAUGUUAAAAUCGAUUCACCUGUUUUUCGCCUGCACACCAACGCAACGGUUAUAUUACUGAUCACAUUCUCGAUUGCUGUGACGACGCGGCAGUACGUAGGAAAUCCCAUAGACUGUGUACAUACAAGAGACAUUCCCGAAGAUGUUCUCAACACAUAUUGUUGGAUACACUCAACGUAUACAGUGGUCGACGCGUUUAUGAAGAAGCAAGGUUCCGAGGUGCCUUUUCCCGGAGUUCACAAUUCACAGGGCCGCGGGCCUCUAACAAUAAAGCACACAAAAUAUUAUCAAUGGGUAGCGUUUACACUAUUUUUUCAGGCAAUCUUAUUUUAUACACCAAGAUGGCUGUGGAAAUCUUGGGAGGGUGGCAAGAUUCAUGCGCUCAUCAUGGACUUAGACAUAGGCAUUUGUUCCGAAGCCGAGAAAAAACAAAAAAAGAAAUUACUUUUAGAUUAUUUGUGGGAAAAUUUAAGAUAUCACAAUUGGUGGGCGUACAGAUAUUACGUGUGUGAGCUGCUCGCCCUUAUAAAUGUGAUAGGUCAAAUGUUUCUUAUGAAUCGAUUUUUCGAUGGCGAAUUUAUGACAUUUGGCCUGGAAGUGAUAGAUUAUAUGGAGACCGAUCAGGAAGAUCGCAUGGAUCCGAUGAUUUACAUAUUUCCCAGAAUGACCAAAUGUACAUUUUUUAAAUAUGGUUCAAGUGGGGAGGUGGAGAAACACGACGCCAUUUGCAUUUUACCAUUAAACGUUGUUAAUGAGAAGAUUUACAUUUUCCUUUGGUUUUGGUUUAUAUUAUUAACGUUUCUCACAUUAUUAACGCUAAUAUACAGGGUGGUUAUUAUAUUCUCUCCUCGCAUGAGGGUCUACUUAUUUCGUAUGCGAUUUAGGUUAGUGCGUCGUGACGCUAUUGAAAUAAUCGUUCGUCGUUCGAAGAUGGGCGAUUGGUUUUUGUUGUAUUUACUAGGUGAAAACAUAGAUACAGUUAUAUUUCGUGAUGUUGUACAGGACUUAGCGAAUCGUUUAGGACAUAACCAACACCACAGGGUGCCUGGCUUAAAAGGUGAAAUACAGGAUGCAUGAUAUUGGGAGUAUUAGAAACAAUACAAAAUGCAAUUUGUCGUCUCCAUUUGAAAACCAUCGAAAUCAACAACAACAACAACAACAACAACUUAACAAAUGUCAACAACAAAAACAAGACUAAGAAAAGGAAACUACAACCACAAAGGAAUCUAGAGAUCUUCGCAGCAGCCGCUUCAUAACAAAAAACUCAACACACACACACCCCCACACACACACACCGCUAAAAAAUCUUUAAAAAAAAAACGUAUCUCAAAAAUACAACCAAAAAAACUAUCGUCAGCUCGCAGUCAGUCAUUAAUCAGCAUUUUCAACCAUGGAGACCAUGAUCGAUAGCCGGCUAAGUCUAUCGAUAGUCGAUACAAGCACAUCCAAGAACCACAGGGCAUAGAAAUACGAAAAACACACACAAAAUGGAAGCGGAUUGAAAGCAGGGAGAAUAAUGGACAAAAUAGGAAAACAUCAACAGCCACGCAACGAAAGGAAUUAAGUCUUAAAUUCAGUGUCAAUCAAGUAACGUAACGUAAAGAAUAACGUAAUGAGUAAACGGAUAAUGGAUAAUCGAGAGAUGAAGACCGGAAGACCUGGCGCUUCCGGACAGGAUUCCCAGGCCGGUGGCACGUAGCGCCUGCCGUCGGCCAGGGGUCACAAGGUCACAAGUCACAAGGGAUCGCCUGGGAAAUCAGCGAUCAGCGACCCAUAGAAAAGUUGCCCCAAGGACAAGGUCAAAGUGUGAGGAGAAAACAACAUCAAUGGACAGCACCGGAAACGGAAACGGAAACGGAAACGGAGACAACAGACAGACACACACACAAGCACACGCACAUACAUACUUAUGACGCCACAUACACACAUACAAACACGCUUACAGCGACAUCACUCAUACGCCCCGUAGAACACACCGCACUUUGCUUGUCAUGCAGCGUUAACUAAACCAAACAUCAACAAAGUCGAGACGACGCCCGCGGAAAAUUGCAUUUCUGUAUUAACCCAAUAAAAAAAAAGAGAAGAAAGAGGAAGAAGAAGAUCGAAAAUCAGCAUCACUUUCACCGAGGAAAAGCAGGAGUACCACAUAAACGAGGAGAUGCUACAACAAAGAUCAACAACAACAACAACAGCAACACAAAAGUUUGGAGGCGGGAAGGCAUCCCCGAAGGCAGCCUCCAGGAAAGCAGCAAAUGAAAGUCAAGAAAAUCGCAAGUGGAAAUCGCAGAGAAGAGUAACAGUUUAAUUAAAUUAAAUUCAAUUCAAUUAAAUUACUUAUUACAAUGAAAUCUUGAAGUGUUCAUGUAUUCGAAUGUAGGUUAACUAAGUCAAGCAUACAAAUAAUUCUACAUAUAUGUAUAAUAUAUAUAUUAUAUAUAUAUAUAAACAAUUUUUUUUUCUAACUCUAAGCAUUUGUAUUACCCGCUAAACAAAUGAACAACAAAACAAAACGAAACAAAACAAAAUGAAAGAAAGAAAAAACAAAGAAAAACAAACCAAAAAAAAGCAAACUGAAAACAGAAUUUUUUGUAUACAGAAAUGAAAGAAAAUCGAAAACCGAAAUGAGCAGAUAGAGAAAUAAUGAUAAUGAAAAAUGAAAAGAAAAACCCAAAAACCGAGACGAAACGAACAGAAAAUAUCAAUAAAUAUCAAAGAAAGUUCAGAAAAUACCAUACCGAAUACCGAAAACCGAAACAAAAGAUACAUUUACAUAGUUUAAUUAGAAGAAACUAUAGCGCGCAUCAUUAUAUAACCGAAAAACUGAAAAACUGAAAAACUGAAAUACUGAAAAACUGAACAACCGACCGAACAGAACUCCACUCACCCAACUCACACGGACAAACGGGGACAGACGGAAACGGAAAUGUUUUAAGCCCAUACACUCACAUCCACACCACACACACACACACACACACACAUAUAUAGCAUGUAAAGCAUAUAUAUAUAUAUAUAUAAAAUUAUCGAUCGAUCAUUCAGCAAACGAGAGCAGCCAACAUUCGCAGCAUAAAUCAAUUAACUCCACUAAUAAUAGAGCAUACUCAACUCUCUCUCUACGAAAAUACGCCUAGUACUCAAGCGGAAAAUGGGAAAAUUCGCCAGGAAAAACGGGCGGAACACUCACGCUUUGCCACAUGAAUCAAGUGUAAGCAUAACGAUAAUAAUUAAAUAACACCGCUAGCGAAUAAAGUCCCGAAGAUGCGGGUUCAGUUCAGUUCAGUUCAGGAGUUCGACAAUUCCCCCGAGGCAUUGCAGUUGGCCCUACAGUGAGACCUUCGUAUGACAGACACGGCCCCCCUCCGACGGUUAGUCACCCAUCCACGAGUUCAUCAUGUGCUACAAAUCGUAAUAUCCGUCCAGAAAACCUUUUGAAGCGCACCUCUAACUUUCCAUUUCCGUUGAGAUGGGAUCUUUCUCCUGAUUCCGAUCUCUCGCUCUCUCUCUCUCUCUCUAUCUAUCUUUUUGGGUCCUGAUCCUUGAUCUGAGAUCCUUCUGAAUUCCUAAUUCCGAUUACCGUAAACCCCAAUAAAUGGACCAAUGAACAAGUCACACAGAUGCCUCAAAAGUUUUUCCCCUUCCCGUCGCAUUUUCCCAUCUCUCAAAGGACGACCAAACACAAAAGAGAAAACAGCCAGAAAAAGCCAAGCCAGAGAUGCAAAUCUAACAACAAAUAUCACUGCCAACAAACCACUUAAAGUAAAGUCAAAAUAAAAUAGUUAAAUACGAAAACUAAGCGGUAGAGGGCGGCCAGCAGAGUAGGAGGGUUUUUGCGUAGGGUUAACCCUGCAAUGCCUGCCAUAUUAAGAAAAGAAAAAAAGCGAAAGGAAUUAGCCCCAGAAAAGUGUUCCUCGUCUCAGAAUCAGGAAUUGCCGAUACGAUGGACCUGCUCAAGACCUCACUCCUUUCGGGAAUUACUUUUGGAUUUAAAUCAUCUAAUUUGAGUGCUUCUUUCCGUCUAAUCACACUACUCAGCAUACUCAAAGACGCAUUACGAUUUAAAAAUAAAUAGGGAGGACAAGUGGGGGCAAGGUUGAAGCGAAAAAACAAUAAAUGUAACAAUAAAUGGUAAUAAGUAAUUUUAGCGUAUUUUUUUUUAACAGCUUAUAGCCAACUAAGUGAAGUAAUUGUAAUUCUAGUUCAAACUGAACCAUUUUUGUCUGCGUUUUUUUUUGUCGUGGAUUCAUAGAUUAAGCCAGACACACACACACACACACUCAAACACACAAACACGAACCACACACAUACAACCACAAAAACACAGUAAACGAAAAGCAAAUGUAUAAAUAUCGAGGAUACUUACACUGUAAUUAUAGGGGGGCGAAUAAGAAGGAAUACCAUACCAAAACGUAAGCAUAUUACAAGGAAAUUGCCAUUAGUCGAUAGUGUUAAAGCGAUACGUAUAUGAUCUACAUGCUAGGCUAACGGAAAACAAAAACUUAAGAAGGAAGAUGAAUACUUAGUGUAGCUCAAGAUGGAAUCUCUCGUAUCUCGUAACUCGUAACUCGUAACUCCAACUAAAAGCAAUUGUAAAAUAUCGUAACAGAUCUAGGGGCGAUCGAACAAACAAACAAAAAGCAAAAAGCAAAAUGCAAAAAGCGAAUGCAAAUGCAGAAAAGCAAACGAACAAAAAGCAAGACUUUAUUUUUCAAAGUGUUUGCCGCAAUAUAUUAACUCGAACAAUUCGAAUUGUACUAGCUGAAUGUAGAGGUUAAGAAGGACAUUUCAUAGACGCAAUCCUAGAAGCAAUAAGCACAGCCGGAAACGGAAAUGAAAAUUGAAACGGAAACGGAUGCAGAAGCGAAAGCAGAAGCAGAAGCAGGCAGAGCUAACGGUAACAUCGAUGACUUUUCACCACGUUUCACCAACUCCGGUACAGUUCUGUCCACUUUUUACCACACAGCACAGCACUUCCCUCCUCUCUCACUCUCUUUUAUCCUGUCUCUUUCCCUUUAAAUAUCUCCUCAAGCUUGUUUCACACUUAAUAGCCUGUUUCCACUUUCCAGUAACAUUCAUGGUGUGAACGGGCCAUACAUUAUAUCAGUGGAAACAGGCUACUUAUCUCUUUUAUCCCAUUUUGAGCAAACUAAAUCUGUAAGAACAUUGGAAAAAUUCUGUUGGUAAAGAAUCUCAUUUAAUGUUUGUGUUUGUUUGUUCAUUUGUUUGAUUGUUUUUUCGCUUGUUUGUUUGUUUGUUCCCGGUCUGAAUUUGGUUUCUGCCAUAUUGUUUGUGUAUAAUUAUUAUGUAUUCUUUGGUGGCUAAGUUAAGGUCUUAGUUCUGUAACUCCUACCGUACUUUCUCACUCAUUUGUUCUUUCGUGCAAUAAAAACGAGACUUGUAUA